CAUCUAAUCCCUCCCGGGCCUACCUUAUAUUAUUAUAUUCGUGCUUCUACGGAGUAGUGAACAGUGAACACUGGACCCUUCAUCCCCUGCCAAACCGGUCACGACUCACUAGUCACCAGGGAAGAACAAUCUCAUCAUGCCCGGCGAGGUUGUCAACUGUCCAAACCCCCCUCCUCUACCAUCUCGCCUCCCAGAUCAUGUCUUGGACCUUGCCGUCAAACCCGAGUUCAAACAACUCAGCAAGGAGGAUGUCAAGGCGCUGGAGGACUUCCAAAACGCCGCAUGCUACAUUGCUGCUGCUAUGAUUUUCCUACAAGACAAUGUUCUUCUCGAAUCAGAACUCCUACUCGACCAUGUCAAGCCACGUCUUCUCGGCCACUGGGGUACCUGUCCCGGGCUCAUCCUGGUAUGGUCACAUCUCAACCUCCUCAUCCGAAAUCACGACCUAGACAUGAUCUACGUCAUUGGCCCAGGUCAUGGUGCCCCUGCUGCGCUUGCUUCUCUCUGGCUAGAGGGGUCUCUUGAGAAGUUUUACCCCAGCCGCUAUGAUGUGAGCAAGGCUGGUCUUGCCAAUCUCAUCUCCGGCUUUUCCCUCCCUGGAGGCUUUCCAAGUCAUAUCAACUCAGAGUGCCCCGGCACUAUCCACGAAGGAGGUGAGCUGGGCUAUGCCCUAUCCGUGGCUUUCGGAGCUGUGAUGGAUAGCCCGGAUCUCAUCGCCACCGCCAUCAUCGGCGAUGGAGAGGCAGAGAGUGGUCCAACAGCAGGUGCCUGGCACUCCAUCAAGUACAUCGACCCGAAAGAAUCCGGUGCUGUCAUUCCCAUCCUGCAUGUGAACGGCUUCAAGAUCAGCGAGCGCACCAUCUACGGCUGCAUGGACGACAAGGAGAUUGUGUCUCUCUUCACCGGCUACGGAUACCAAGUCUGCAUUGUCGAGGACCUACCGAAUAUCAACCACCGUCUUUCCGAUGCCCUGGAGUGGGCUCUGUCCGAAAUCCGGAAGAUCCAGGGAGCCGCACGUUCAGGAAAGCCCAUCGUCAAGCCUCGCUGGCCCAUGAUCGUUCUGCGUACACCCAAGGGCUGGACCGGUCCCAAGGAAGUGGACGGACAAAUUGUAGAGGGCUCUUUCAAAUCUCAUCAGGUGCCCCUGGCCAGAGCCAAAUCGGACCAAGGUCAUCUAGCGGAGCUGAAGGCCUGGCUAUCGCAUUACCAUGUUCGGGACAUUCUCACGGCCGACGGGAGGCCUAAUGAUAGCAUCCUGAGCAUCAUGCCACGAGUCGACUCCAAGAAGCUAGGCCAGCUCAAGGCCACCUAUGACCCCUUCGUGCCCCUGGACCUCCCUGACUGGAAGCGGCACGCCGUCGAGCCUGGGACGCAGGAGAGCGAGAUGAAAGUCACAGGCCAGUUCCUGCGCGAGGUUAUCAAAGCCAAUCCCUCCACCUUCCGCAUCUUCUCGCCCGACGAGCUGGAGAGCAACAAGCUCAGCGCCGUUCUGGAAACCACGGGGCGCAACUUCCAGUGGGAUGACCACUCCCGCGCCAAGGGGGGUCGCAUCAUCGAGAUCCUGUCGGAACACUGCUGCCAGGGCUUCAUGCAGGGAUACACCCUGACGGGCCGCCAUGCCCUCUUCCCCAGCUACGAGUCCUUUCUGGGUAUCGUCCACACCAUGAUGGUCCAGUACGCCAAGUUCAACAAGAUCGCACAGCAUAUCGACUGGCGGGGUGACUUGGCCUCCAUCAACUACAUCGAGACCAGCACGUGGGCUCGCCAAGAGCACAACGGAUUCUCUCACCAGAAUCCGUCCUUUAUCGGCGCCGUGAUGAAUUUGAAAUCCGAUGCCGCAAGGGUCUAUCUCCCUCCCGACGCCAACUGCUUCCUCAGCACCAUCCACCACUGCCUCAAGUCCAAGAACUACGUCAACCUCGUCAUUGGAUCCAAACAACCCACGGCAACCUAUCUAUCCGCAGAACAGGCCGCCAGUCACUGCCGCGUGGGCGCUUCCAUCUGGGAUUUCGCCUCGGUCAGGCUCCCGGACGCAAAGACGCUCCCAGACGUCGUAAUAGUCGGCAUCGGCGCCGAAGUCACGUUUGAAGUAGUCAAAGCCGCCGAACUCCUCCGAUCCGUCGCCCCGGCGCUGCGCGUCCGCGUCGUCAACGUCACAGACUUGAUGGUCCUGGCCACCCAGUCGCGCCACCCGCACGCCCUCACCAGGGAGGACUUCAUCGACAUGUUCACCGCCGACCGGCCUGUGGCCUUCAACUACCACGGCUACGUGUCCGAGCUGCACUCCCUCCUCUUCGGACGGCCUAAGCUGGAGAGGAUGAGCGUCGAGGGGUACAGGGAGGAGGGCAGCACCACGACCCCGUUUGAUAUGAUGCUCCUCAACCAUGUCAGCCGUUUCCAUGUCGCGAAGAGGGCGUUGGAGGGAGGGGCGGAAUUCAACGAUGAAGUGAAGAAGGGCUUGGACGGGACGCUGAAGAAGAUUGACGGCAUGAUGAAGGAGGUGCAGGAUCAUAUUGCCGCCCAUGGUAAAGAUUCCGAUGAUAUCUAUGACCUGAGCCCAGAGCUCAAGGCGACCAAGGACGUGCCUAUCCGACACCCUUGAGGUCGAUGACCACAUCCAUGUUUACUUCAUCUCAGGGGGGCGCAACUUUAGACGCAAUCCUUGGCCUUUGUAUCACUUCUACACCUUUCUUCAGCAUCUCUAGG
Messenger RNA from Sodiomyces alkalinus F11, 2706 nucleotides. RefSeq names its product XFP domain-containing protein. NCBI's taxonomy places the organism in Eukaryota, Fungi, Ascomycota, Sordariomycetes, Glomerellales, Plectosphaerellaceae. The record is from RefSeq and is a predicted model, not a curated record. The coding region runs from base 137 to 2602 and encodes 821 amino acids. Gene Ontology annotation, molecular function: aldehyde-lyase activity. Gene Ontology annotation, biological process: carbohydrate metabolic process. The transcript is spliced from 7 exons.